Messenger RNA from Varanus komodoensis (Komodo dragon), 1978 nucleotides. It is a transcript of the gene RHBDL2, whose product is annotated as rhomboid like 2. Bases 347 to 1231 code for a protein of 294 amino acids. The record is from RefSeq and is a predicted model, not a curated record. Lineage: Eukaryota; Metazoa; Chordata; Lepidosauria; Squamata; Varanidae. Gene Ontology annotation, molecular function: serine-type endopeptidase activity. Gene Ontology annotation, cellular component: membrane. The transcript has 9 exons.
GGAAGUUACAAGAGCAGAGAAGACUGGGGGCCAGCGAGAUGCAGCCAUCAGCUCCCUCCUACAUCCCGGCUUCACUGCAUCUGCUCCUAGCCGCCCUCGCUUGAUGUCCGGCCCCUUCCACGGCGCAAGGAGGACGGCCAGCCCGCUGAGAGGAAGACAGAAAUAGAGAGGGUGGAGGAGCUGUGGGUUUUGGAAGAAACAAUCGUUGCCUGAAGCAAAUUGCCGAGCCGAGCGUGUACUCGGAUGUCCCCUUAUUGCUCUAUGAUUCUCCGCAAAGCCACUGCUUUGGACCUGGCUCCCCGCGGCAGACAAAGUGGGAAUUAGCAAACAGCUAGCCACAUAAAAGAUGGAGCUUGAGAGACUGAACUUGCAGAGGGCUCCAGAAGCACAAGAGGAAGAGGAGAAAUACGAGGAUAGAAGCCACAGUGCUUGUAUCAAUUGCAAGAACAUUCACAAUGUUGUUUCUAAAUGGAUGCUUCCAGAAGGUGCCAGAGCAAUCUACCUUGAAAGAGCCAGCUGCAUCCCACCACCGCUCUUCAUCCUUGCCAUCAGUGUUGCUGAGCUGGCUAUAUUCAUUUAUUAUGCUGUUUGGAAGCCGCAGAAACAGUGGAUCACCCUAGACACCGGCAUCUGGGAGAGUCCUUUUAUUUACAGAUCUGACAAAAGGAAGGAAGCCUGGAGAUUUGUGUCCUACAUGCUUGUACAUGCUGGCAUUGAACAUAUUUUGGGCAAUCUUCUCCUGCAGCUUCUUUUGGGAAUCCCCCUAGAACUCGUUCACAAAGGGCAUAGAGUUGGACUGGUUUAUAUUGCAGGAGUGAUUGGAGGUUCCCUGGCAAGCUCAAUCUUUGACCCUCUUCAAGGCCUAGUGGGAGCUUCAGGAGGUGUCUAUGCUCUGAUUGGAGGAUACUUUAUGAAUAUUCUUGUGAACUUCCGUGAAAUGAUUCCAUUAUUUGGAGUUGCCAGGUUGCUAUUCAUCUUCUCAAUAGUUGGAACAGAUGUGGGAUUUGCUUUGUACAGAAGAUUUUUCUCCCCUGUACAUGGGCUUCAGGUUUCCUUUGUGGCCCACAUUGCAGGCGGUCUUGCUGGGAUGUCAGUAGGUUAUGUAAUAUUCAGCUGUUUUGAUAAGAAUUUCAUUAAAGAUCCUAGAUUUUGGGUCUGCAUUACUGCUUAUUUAAGCUUUGUGGGGUUUGCUGUAUUUUUCAAUGUGUUUUUUUCACCAGCAAACCAGUAGAACUCAUUACCUUACAAUCAAUAUACAGAGACAUCAAAGAAUGAUGCAAAUAGUAAAAUAAUUGCAUGUAAUGUUUGGUUUUAAUACUUUUAGAACAUUAUAACCUUUGCUCUAGUUCUAAAAUUAAAUGUUGCAUUGUUGUUAUAUGCUGACUUAUGGCAACUCCAUGAAUGUUACAUUAGAAUGCUGCAAAUAUAUUAUUUUAGUAUUAAACACCAGAGCAUUUUAAUUGUUGUAUGUUGGAAAGUAUUUACAGUACCAUGUUAUAGUCUGUUAUUUCAGGAGCUAAGUUAAUUAAUAGAGAUGCCCUUGUGUGUAUAUGACCAUUUUUUCCUCCUUCCAGUCAGAUCAGUGAGAUUACUCUUACCUGAAAGUUAGAGAAAGCCUGACUAAUACUCAGAUGACUAGUGAAUUACAAAUGGGAAACAAUCCCCAGGUCAGCAGGAAGGGCUGUAUCCAAAGACACCCAGCUGUGGCAGAAAUAUGCAGAGUUAAGGAGGUGUUGGUCAACCUUUUGGAGCAAGAAGGCAAUUUAACAUCUUUAAAGGUGGGAGGUUCCUUAUUUUUAGCAGCUGGAGAGAAUUGGUGCAUCUGCUAAAUUGCUCCCUCUGUGCAACUCUUAAUAUUUAACAUGAGCUUUGAUGGAGAAAAUUUUAAAGGACUAUCUCUGACUGCAUCAACUGAUCCACAGAGAGAGUUGACUCUUCUGCUCUUGAUAUGGUUGUUGUUCUCCCUCCCAGUUUCAAG